Molecule: messenger RNA, 811 nt
Organism: Teleopsis dalmanni
Lineage: Eukaryota; Metazoa; Arthropoda; Insecta; Diptera; Diopsidae
Exons: 2
Coding region: 251-709 (152 amino acids)
Source: RefSeq, a predicted model, not a curated record
AAGUACGUACACAUACCUACGUUCAGACAAUAAAAUAUGUACAUAUGUAAGCUUGAAUGGAAGAUUAGCGGGGAUAUCCUUUAUUUAUGAUAUAAUAUUUUUUUUAUGUAUUUAAAUGUUCAAUACAGAAUUUGUAGCGUUACCAAAUAUUUCCGAAUUUUAGAUCAAUUGAAACUGCUUGGCAAUAUUUACUUAACUUUUUAAAAGAAAAUGACGCAAACAGUGAGAUAGUAUAAUCAGUAACAAUAAAAUGUAUUUUUUUAAUUGGAAGUUUUGCGUCUUUUUUAAAGUUGUGAUCGCAGUUUGCGGUAUUUCUUCACAACCAUAUAUGAACUGUUCAGACAAUGGUUUACAGAGUUGCCCCAAAUAUUCCUCAUGUACAAAAAUAGGAGUAGAACAUGCAUGCGUCUGCGAACAAAAUUAUGUCCAAAAUCUGAAUUGGGGUAUUACAGACGAUAAAUUAACAUCUCAGUAUUGUGUUCAGAAUACAAAUGGAACAAAAAUUUACGUUCAACAACCAGCUAAGCCUAAAGAUGUAGCUUUAGGAAUUUUGAUGGUGUUAUUUCUAGCCACAUUUGCUACGGCCAUUUUAUAUUUGCUUAAAGUUUGUAGUCCUAUAACGCGAGCCAAAUACUCUUAUCAAAAGUUAAAUCGACGUCGUCAGAACAUUCAACAGCUCCAGGAAUUGGAUGUGAUUUCAUUAAAAUAGAAACUUAUUCCAAAGAUUGUAACCAAUUAUCAUAAUAAAUUGAAGGCUUUUCUAUACAAUUCCAAUUUUAUUCCAUUAUUCUCCUAUGUUUAAAUGAAAAUA